This is a messenger RNA of Anolis carolinensis (green anole), 2468 nucleotides long. RefSeq names its product F-box protein 22 (gene fbxo22). Bases 77 to 1264 code for a protein of 395 amino acids. Gene Ontology annotation, biological process: positive regulation of proteasomal ubiquitin-dependent protein catabolic process; protein polyubiquitination; regulation of skeletal muscle fiber development. Gene Ontology annotation, molecular function: protein binding. Lineage: Eukaryota; Metazoa; Chordata; Lepidosauria; Squamata; Anolidae. The transcript has 7 exons. The record is from RefSeq and is a predicted model, not a curated record.
GACUGCGCAGGCGCAGCGCUCCGCUUCCGGGAACAGUUGCCAAGGCAACGGCGAAGGCCUGCUGAGGAGGUGGGCGAUGGAGGCCGACCCGAGAGACUGCUUCCUGGUGCUGAGCAACUUGGCGGAGGUGGUCGAGCGCGUCCUGGGCUUCCUGCCCGCCAAGGCGCUGCUGAGGGCGGCCUGUGUGUGUCAGUUGUGGAGAGAGUGUUCCCGCAGGAUCCUGAGGAGCCAGCAGAGCCUCGCCUGGGUCUCUACCGUGGAGCCAGGGCCCCCCAACAGCCACGCGCUCGUCCACGCCUUGGCAGAGGAGCUGGAGAAAGUUCAAGUCCUCCCACAGACCGUGUUGUAUAUAGCAGAUGCAGAGACUUUCACUGGGCACGAAGAGAGCCAUGGUCAUGGCCAAAAGAAAGCCCGUAGAAGAAACAGCAAGGAAAUAGCAGCUGCGUUAGAAAAGCUGUUGCCCAGCCGCUGCCAAGUUCUUGGACUGGUGACACCUGGAGUUGUAGUCACCCCAAUCGGGGCCCGAAGCAACCGGCCUCUGGAAAUCGAGGAUGGCGAAGCUGGUUUUGCAUUGUUGUUCCCCAAGAUCGACGGAGUGAAGAUUCAGACUUUUCACUUCUUCAAAGAUUUGAAGACCAGGGUCCCUGAUGAAAGUGUGUUUGCUGAGGCAGGCCUAAAGAAUAACCCUGACCUAAGAGUGGUCCUUCUGUUUGGGUACAACACCUGGAAGUCUGGAGCCACCCGGUUUCUGAACCAAAUAGUCAACCGCUUGAAUGAAAAAAGCAUCAUCUUGGCCGGUGGACAUGUGGAGAGCGUGACAUCACUGACCUCUGACACUAACUCUCAGGCUGCUGAGUCCUGUGGGGUUGUUGGCUUGGCUUUUAGCGGACCACAGAUCCAGAGCGCGUCUGUCCUCUUAGAUCAGGAUGUAGUGGAUGAGAGGACAGCCGAAGCUGCCAUGCAGCGCCUCAAGGCCGCAAACAUCCCCGAACACAACAGCCUUGGGUUCAUGUUUGCCUGCGUGGGCAGGGGGUACCAGCAUUACAAAACCAAGCAGAACCUGGAGGCCGAUGCUUUCCGCAAGUUCUUCCCCAACAUUCCUCUGUUCGGAUUUUUUGGACACGGGGAGAUUGGGUGCGAUCGGAUUGUGACUGGGAAUUUUAUUCUCCGGGAGUAUCACGACACCAAGGACGACCUGCUCCAUGCCUACACCACUGUCAUGACUCUGAUUCACUUGGGCUCUGCAAAAACAAAUCAGGUUUAAACCACUGUCUGUUAAUUGGAAGCCAGUCAUCAGGAGUUAUUUUAAACCCCAAAUCCCAUUCUUUUGGCCAAACCAAAUGUAUUUGCAAGGAUCCUUCGCCGGGUGGCUAAUCCAGUGUCUUGCAAGUUCCAGUUUACCCUCAAAAACACUUCCCACGCUGGAUUCAGAUUUCUUUUUUCCUCCACUUAUCCAAUAGGUUGUUUGUUGUGUUCCUCUUCAUCUGAAGCCUGAACAAUCCAUAGCUCUUCCUCUUGCUCCAUCUGGGAAAUGAGCUCUGGCUAUGGGACAAGAGAGUGCACAUUUUCUUAGAUUUCCCGCAUGGCCUCAUUGUAUAUGAAGCCCUUUGUUUUGGAUCCAGCAGGUCCUACUUCUCAAAACUCACAGGUCAUACAGCAAACCACACUUGGAUGACAAAUUUGUGUCUUUGCCUUGGACAAAGGGCAUCUUUCCUGGCUGCUUCUCCAGAGCAAAAGGAUGCUGGCAAAAACUCUCUUCUCCCCCUGAAUCUUGAAACCAGAAGACCCCUCUGAAGUCACUGUGCACCCGAGGGGUGCUUUUACCCCAGGCCUUUUCUCUCGUCUUGCUUAUAUACUUUCGUAUCUGCUGUAUAGCUCACUCCUGAGCACACUUUACUUGGAAGUCGGCCCCGCUGUUGGCAUCAGACCUGACUUCUCCUUCCUUUGACACCUACCGUUUAAGGUCACCUGUAGAAAAUGGAGACAGCGAGGAGAGUGCUGAGUUGCGGCAGCACAGAGAACGCUGAGUGAAUGUAACUUAACUAGUUGUUUUGUUUUCCAUCCUGAGACAGGCAUCAGCAACAUUUAAAAAAACCCACAGUUUUGCAUUGAGAUGGGAUAGAGAAACAGGAGAAGAAUCAUGUGGAUGCAAGAAAUUAAUCUCCCUUUCUGCUUGGUACUGAAAUCAAUGGCCAUAAUUUAUGGCUUGACAUAUUGUCUUAUGAUUGUACUGCCGUUCCCGUGAGAGUCAUACAGCUAAGUCUGAUUUUUUUUCUCCUCUAUUCCCAAAAAAGCACACUGCCAGGGAGCAAGAGGCAGAUUUUGGGUACUUGAGAGAGGAGGAGGGGAGUUUCAACUGCCUGCGGAAAUUGUAAACGGUUCUGAUUAUUUCUUCCUUGUCAAAAUGCUGUAUUGCUUCUAAAUACAGACUUCGGAACCCCUGUAUAAAAUUCCAGUGUUUUCUUUUG